UUCCCCAGAUAAGUUGCUGCUCCUUUCGAUCUCUUCCAUCUGCCCCAUCACCUCCUCUUACCCUCCCCCCAUCAUCAACAUGCGCACCACCCUCCCGCUCCGCCUCUCGCGCACGCUUGCGCCCCGCCUCCUCGCCCCGGCCCAAGCCUGUCCCGGCACAUCCUCCAAAACCGUGCCGCAGAAAGACGCCGCCCUCCCCCCCGUGCGGUACCAUGUGUUCCGCACGCCGCUGCCCUAUCCUCAAGGCCUGGAGCUGCAGCACCGCGUCAUCGAAGGUCGGCUGCAGCGGCGGGAGCGCGGCGAGAGCUCGGCGCAAGACGUGAUGUUCCUGCUUGAACACACACCAACAUAUACCACAGGCCGGCGCGACAACUCGCCGAACCCCGACACGCUGCACCCGGAAGAAGAGAAGGUGCAGGACGUCGGCGCGGGCUUCUACAUCACGAAGCGCGGGGGCCAGGUGACGUACCACGGUCCCGGGCAGAUCGUGGGCUACCCCAUCCUCGACCUCACGGCGAUGGGCACCCCGACGCGGUGCUACGUCGAGUACCUCCAGUCCCUGCUGCGUGAAUACGCCGAAGACCUGGGCUUGCCCGUUGUCGCGCCGCACGAGGACGGGCAUGUCGGCGUGUUCCACGGGCGCGAUGAGAAGCUCGCGUCCAUCGGCAUACAUCUCCGACACCGGAUCACGUCGCACGGCUUCGCGAUGAACAUUACGCCCGAGCCCGUGCCGUGGUUCGACCUCGUGACCGCGUGCGGGUUGACGGACGUGCGGGCCGUGAGCGUCGCGCAGCUUCUCGAGCGGCAGGGGAAGCGCGGGCCGAGCGUCGCGGAUUGCGCGGACGCGCUCGUGCCCCGCUUCGCGAAGACGUUUGGGCGCGAGUUUGUGCCCCUCGACGCGGAGGGUGGCGGCGACGAGCUGCGCGCUAUUAGGGAGAUUGUGGCGGACGUCACGGAGCAGGCGGAGACGGCGCAGAGGGAGGCCGGCGGGUGGCCGACGAGGCCGCGUGUCAAGGCGCAGUAGAGUGGUACCAGGCAUGUAUGGCGCAGCUCACGUUGUGGUGUGUGUGUCACUCACAUUUAUGAACACCUCUUCGACGCUCCGCACGUGGCGCCCUGGCAGAAGUGCUACGCCCAAGUAGGUGCGCCCUGCGCAUGCAAUACACUGGUACAAUGUCUAGCGGGUAUCGAAGCCUAGCAAACCGGUGGCGCCCGCGCCACCUAGAAUCCAAAGAUGCGGAAGAUGAGGUACAGCGUGCAGCCGAUGAAG
Messenger RNA from Cutaneotrichosporon oleaginosum, 1270 nucleotides. RefSeq lists its product as uncharacterized. Gene Ontology annotation, molecular function: lipoyl(octanoyl) transferase activity. Gene Ontology annotation, biological process: protein lipoylation. The record is from RefSeq and is a predicted model, not a curated record. Gene Ontology annotation, cellular component: mitochondrion. NCBI's taxonomy places the organism in Eukaryota, Fungi, Basidiomycota, Tremellomycetes, Trichosporonales, Trichosporonaceae.